Messenger RNA from Fusarium verticillioides 7600, 999 nucleotides. RefSeq lists its product as hypothetical. The transcript is spliced from 3 exons. Lineage: Eukaryota; Fungi; Ascomycota; Sordariomycetes; Hypocreales; Nectriaceae. Gene Ontology annotation, molecular function: hydrolase activity, acting on ester bonds. Bases 1 to 999 code for a protein of 332 amino acids. The record is from RefSeq and is a predicted model, not a curated record.
AUGAAGCUGUUCGUCUUGAUCUCUUUCGCCACUUGGCUACAUGCAGCAACAGCAGCAGCAGCACCUUCGGUCGACAAGCAGUCUCAGAAGAAGUUUGAUUUUGCCAAGAUAAAAAAAAUUGUGUCUUUUUAUUGUAAGUCUGACUAUGUCAUUAGUGGUGAUUCAUGGACAGACACUCGGUUUAAUACCUCAGGAACUCAGCCUUCCAGCUCCAACCCAUUCGGAAAUACCGGCAAAACAAGCUCCAAUGGCAAAAUGUGGCCAAUGUACUUGACUACGCGAUACAACCAAUCUUCCGUUUUGCUAUAUAACAUGGCUGUCGGUGGUGCUGUCACUGAUAUCAACAUCGUCAAGACUGGACCCAACGACGUGGUUACUCAGGUCAACAGAUUCGACGCCUACUUACAACAACUAGGGUCGAAAUUCUUUUCACCAAAGCACACGCUAUAUACAGUCUUUAUCGGCAUCAACGAUAUUUACCGCACUAUCAAUGACGCUGACCAGAAUGACACGGUCAUCAAGAUCAUGGAGCGCCUAGGCGAGCUUACAACUGACCUCCACGGUCACGGCGCUCGCCAGUUCCUCUUCAUCUCGACGCCACCGCAAUCUCUUUUCCCAAAUAACGUUCCAAAGCCCAUCGCUCCAACUCUCAAGGCCGCAUCUGAAAAUUGGAACAAACAGCUCCAACAACUCUUGAAACAGCUCGACCGCAAGUUAUCUCACAGCACCUUUUUCUUGUUUGACAUUGUACCCUUGAUCACUGCUGUUACCGAAGAUCCGUCUCAAUUUCCCGAGACCGCAAUGUAUAAGAGUACAGGAUUCUGUGCAGACUACAAGAGUGGCACGAUUACCCCAGACUUCAAGUCUGACAAUUGUGAAUACAACGCGUCUGAGUACAUGUAUAUCGACGGCGCUCAUCCAACACAAGCAUUUCACCAAAUCCUGGCUAAGAAUAUCGCGGAACAAUUGGCUGUUGGCCGAACCAUUGGCCGGCCUUGA